AUCCAGCUCUCCCGUGCCUAAAAAUACGCAUGCCAUCGCACCUCCCGAUCCCGUUUUUUGUCGCGAACUUCUUUCUGCGCCCAGGUGCCGCUCGCGCCGCACUUCUCCUUCACCGGCCGGGAUCUCGGCCAGAUGAGCCCCGCGAGCGCCGCGAAGGUCCGCUGCACCUGCAGGCUUCUUAAUCCUGUCAGCGUCGGCGCUGACCCUGUCGGCUCCGGGGAGUAGCGCGACAUCGUCGGGGAGAUGGCGGCCUACCGGAAGGGCGAGGUGGCGUACGCCAUGACGCUUGCGUGGACGGCCGUCUCGUGAGCUCGUGGCAGCUCUACACGAUGGGCUUCAUGGGGCUGGUCCUGGCACCAACGGGAUCAGGCAGCAGGGGCAUCGCCGCCUCCCCUUUUGGGCUUCCGCCCUCCGCACGGACCGCGACCUCACCCCGGGCGGCGCCGUGCGCAGGAACGCCAGCAGCAGGCACGCGGCGGCCGCAAGGCUCCCGGAGAAGGCCGCAGGCCCCUCCUGGCUCCUGCUCGAGGAGGAGGACAUGUCCGUGGUGGUGGCGGCGGCCUCUACAGAAAGCGCUUCCCUUUCUCCGACGCUGCCAAUCUCUACUUCCGGAGCUCUACGUCGUGCACUUCCGUGGCCGACUUUCUCGUCUCCUACGUCGCCUCCGCCGGCCGCGCGUGGGCGCUGCACUGGGGACACCACCUCGCCACAUCCUUCCGGGACCUCGACGCUGAGCUCGCCGCCAUGGUUGCCUGCGCAAGGGACAUAUAGUGCCGGCCACAUUUUUUUAUUGUUGGGGAAAUAAAAUGAGAAAUUGUUGGAAAUAGAUAUUUUUUUCUCUCCCCAUAUUUAUUUGCGGAGUUGGCAAAUAUUAAAUUUUAGAGAGAAAAUAUAAGGAACUCUUGUAGAUGCUGGUAGUAGUUAUUAUCAUCAAUAGCUUUAUAGACAAAUAGUCAAUUCCAGUCACUCUUGAUCUGUACACAAAACCCAUAUAUUAAUAGUUUUUGUGGAUGUGGUAUCUUCGAUGACAAUGCAAUGCAACUUUUAGUCCCAUUCAUGUGCUUCCACAGAUUAGACUAUUUUCGUCCCUUCCUAGCAGCUAGCUAGUCUGCUGAAUUUCUGACGGCCGGCGUGCCUAACUCUAUAUGUAUAGUAUUAUUAUAUAUAGGUGUGCUAUGAUAUGAUUCUUUCACAGACUGUAGAGGAGCAUUGUAACAGUAAAGCUCCAGGCUGGUUUGAUCAAUAAUAAUUAAGAGUAGUGAAUAAUCAAUAUAUGAUGCAACCGCCGCAGGUGGAGGCGGCGGAGGGACUGUCGGCGUCGUCACCGGCGCCGGCGGCGAAGCCAGGAGGGCUCCUCCGCUGCAACUCCCCACUGGCGCAGGUGUGCCUAAUAGGCCUGGUAUGCUUCUGCUUGCCCGGCAUGUACAGCGCGCUCAACGGCCUUGGCGGCGGCGGGCAGGCGGACCACACCGUCGCCGAUAACGCCAACACCGCCCUCUACGCCUGCUUCGCCGUCUUCGGCGUCCUCGGCGGCGCGAUCCACAACCUCCUGGGCCCGCGCACGACGCUCUUCCUGGGCUCCCUCACCUACCCGCUCUACGUGGCAUCCUUCCUCUACUACAACCACCGGCCCGGGUCCCAGGUGUUCCCCGUCAUCGCCGGGGCGCUCCUCGGCGCCGGCGCCGGGUUCCUCUGGGCGGCGCAGGGCGCCAUCAUGACCUCCUACCCGCCGCCCAACCGCCGGGGCACCUACAUCUCCCUCUUCUGGUGCCUCUUCAGCCUCGGCAGCGCCCUCGGCGGGCUCCUCCCCCUGUCGCUCAACUACCGCCGCGGGAGCAAGCAGGUCGCCGCCGCCGCCAGCGUCAACGACGGCACCUACAUCGCCUUCAUGGCCGUGAUGUUCGUCGGCGUGGCGCUCACCCUCCUCUUCCUGCCGCCGCACAAGAUCGUCCGCGACGACGGCAGCAGGCCGGCUACCGGGGACGCCACCCACUCCUCCUCCGCGGCCACCGAGGCCGGCGAGGUCCUCCGGCUCUUCGCCGACUGGAAGAUGCUGCUGGUGGUCGUCCCGGCAUGGGGCAACAAUUUCGUCUACACCUACCAGUUCAACAACGUGAACGGCCUCCUCUUCACGCUCCGUACCAGGGGCCUCAACAACGUCGUCUACUGGGCAGCGCAGAUGCUGGGCUCCCUCGGCCUCGGAUGCCUCCUCGACUUCGGCUUCGCCAGCCGCAGGAAGAGGGGGCUCGUCGGCGUCGCCGUCUUCGCCGCGCUCGGCACCGCCGUCUGGGGAGGGGGAUUCGCCAACCAGCUCAGGUACACGGACGGCGAGUGGCCCGACCUCAUCGAUUUCAAGGACGGCCGCCGCUACGCCGGGCCGUUCCUGCUCUACUGCAGCUACGGCCUGCUGGAUGCCAUGUUCCAGAGCCUCGUCUACUGGAUCAUCGGCGCACUCACAAACGACUCACGGGUCCUCAGCAGGUAUUCCGGGUUCUACAAGGGCGUGCAGAGUGCUGGAGCGGCUGUGUCAUGGCAAGUCGACGUCCACAAGACGCCCCUGAUGACGCAGCUGAUUCUGAACUGGGGGCUCAUCACUGUCAGCUACCCCUUGCUUGCCCUGCUGGUGCUCUUGGCUGUCAAGGACGAGGACGGUUCGGCAUCAUCCUCGAUCGAGGACUGCAAGGAUAACGAACCGCCAACCACCUUCCACUGAUCCUGGAUCAAAAACCUAUGUUCCACUAAGGAGCUUCUCCAUAAAGGAUGGGGUCUUCACGUACCCCGCACACAGUCGUCAACGCCGCUUCACACCAAGCCAGAGGGCCGAAGAAGUGCCGGAGAGCCACGAAGACUCCAAGGAUAGCCGGCGCACCAAGAUAAAAGUGUUGUUCACUCUAGAACCAGUGCAUGAGGCAGCAAUACCUUGCUCUCUCACUCACUUAAUAAGAGUUAACCUAUCACUAACACUCUUAAAGGUGUGCUAAGGACUAAAGAUGCGAUCACUAAUCACAUGGAUGGCUUGGAGGUGUUCUUCAAUGUGUAUGAGACUUCUCUCGACUCUAGCAACUCCAAAAUGGCCGGGGAAGGCAUAUAAAUAGGCCACCACUCGAAGUAGCCAUACUACAAGACAUGAUACCUUCUAUAA
Molecule: messenger RNA, 3142 nt
Organism: Panicum virgatum (switchgrass)
Lineage: Eukaryota; Viridiplantae; Streptophyta; Magnoliopsida; Poales; Poaceae
Product: UNC93-like protein 1
Exons: 3
Coding region: 1274-2713 (479 amino acids)
Source: RefSeq, a predicted model, not a curated record